CCCCUCUGUAGCACUAUCAGAAUUGAGCUGUUUCUUCGCAGUUGAGGGAGCAUGGCAUCUGGAAUCGGAUCUAUCUCUGGCCCUGGGGCUGUGGAUGACAAGCGUCUCCAUCCCGGUGGCCUUGACUCGAUCACUUUCCCUACCAGGGUCUCGGAAAAGCUCCACGACCCCAGUAUCCCCUUUGAGGAGUAUCUUCACUAUGCGAAGAUGACUCGUCAGGAGGAAGACCGAUUGUACGGCCCUGGAAGCAACUUCACCCAAGGCUCUGGACCUACAAUGACCUUCAUCAAAGAGAAAAUUCUUCGCAAGCGAGUCGAGCACCGUCGCGAGUCUGUUCCUCAGCCCCGGCUGUCGAUCAGCGCUCAAGGAGAGGGACAAAUCAUAAGGCACGAGUCGGAUUCUGGCAACGAAAAGUCGGCCGUGGAGAACAAGAAGUAUGAACCCAUGACCAUCUCUGAUGAGGAAUGGGUUCAGGCCUCGCGCGCCGCCAGAACAGCUACUUGGGGCGCUGUCUUCUACCUCAUUACUACUGACAUUCUCGGUCCCUUCAGUACGGGAUAUGCCUUCUCACAAAUGGGCCUUGGCCCCGGUGUUACGCUCUUCACUGUCUUCGGCGCCCUCGCUGGUUACAGUGGGUACCAGCUCUGGCGCAUGUACCUUCAGCUGGACAGCGAUCGCUAUCCGAUGAAAGGAUAUGGCGACAUCGCUUUCCGUGUGUACGGUUCCUGGUUCCGCCAUACUUGCAACCUUCUGCAGUCGUUCCAAUUCUUCCUUAACGUCGCCCUCAUCAUCCUGAGCAGCGGACAGUCCAUCAGUCAGCUUUCCAAGGGCCAAUUGUGCUUCAUCGUCUGUGUGGUGGUCUGUAUGAUUGCGGGCUGUAUCAUUGGGCAGAUUCGAACCCUUCAACGGUUCGGUUGGCUGGCGUCUUGGGCUGUGUUCCUCAACUUGUUCAUCAUUUUCGCAACUAUGGGCGUCAUGGCUCAUUCACCUCCGAACUACAAGCUCUAUGCCGCUGCGAAUCCUGACUUCGAUAUUAAUAACCCGGCACCGAUCCAAGUUUCCGGCUCCGCUCCGCCCGGCCUCGACAUCGUCGACAACGUCAACGGUCUGAUGAAUGCCGUCUUCUCCUUUGGCGGUGCCACUCUGUUUGUCGAACUCAUGGCCGAGAUGCGUCGCCCCAUGGAUUUCUGGAAAGGUCUUCUUUGCGCGGAUCUCCUCAUCUAUGCUUGCUACAUGGUCUACGGAAUCUACACCUAUUGCAUGCAAGGGCAGUACGCCUACAAUGUAUCGUACCAGGGCGUCUCGCCGUAUGGUUGGCAAACAGCAUGCAAUAUCAUCGGUCUCAUCACUGGUCUCAUUGCCGCUGUUCUCUACGGUAACAUUGGCAUCAAAGUUCUCUACAACAACUUGGGUCGUGAUCUGCUCAACUUCCCAUUGUUGGAAUCCAAGACAGGCAAAUGGAUCUGGGUUGUCUUCGUCCCCAUCUACUGGUCCCUCGCUUGGGUCGUCACUCAAUCCGUCCCUCAAAUCAACACAUGGAUCGUCCUCGUCGGCGCAGGGUGCAUCUUGCAAUUCACAUACACAUUCCCGCCAUUCUUGAUGCUGGGAUUCAAGUGCCAGCGCGAUGCCAUGCUUCCUGGCGAGACAUAUGACCCAGCCACUGGCACCGUUCGGCAUGAGGACAGUGGUGUCAAGAGAUGGUGGAGAGGUUUCAAGAAGGAGCUCUGGUGGAAUCUUUUCGAUCUCAUCUUCUACCUGGGUAGCAUUGUGACAAUGAUUCUCGGUUUGUAUGCCGCAUUUACAUCGAUGGUGGAUGCAUAUAAGAGCUCUGUGAACCUGAGUGCCUGGAGAUGUGAGAGUCCUACAGGUUAAUCGAUGGAGGGGACAAUCACUUGGAAUUAGGUAGUGGUAAACAGCACAGCCGUGAAAGGAAAAGCUAUUGUACAAGGUUGGUGUUGUGGAAGAGAGCCUAGAUAUAGCUUCAUCGUUGCAAGUUGCUGGCUGGGUGACUGUCCAGAAGAAGCUGGAUAAUCUAUAGUUGUUCGAAUACUGUUGGCCUGUGAGGGAGGUCAUUCUCAAGACGCGCCCC
Messenger RNA from Cladophialophora immunda, 2089 nucleotides. RefSeq lists its product as uncharacterized. Gene Ontology annotation, molecular function: amino acid transmembrane transporter activity. Bases 52 to 1872 code for a protein of 606 amino acids. The record is from RefSeq and is a predicted model, not a curated record. Gene Ontology annotation, biological process: amino acid transmembrane transport. The transcript is spliced from 3 exons. NCBI's taxonomy places the organism in Eukaryota, Fungi, Ascomycota, Eurotiomycetes, Chaetothyriales, Herpotrichiellaceae. Gene Ontology annotation, cellular component: vacuolar membrane.